Molecule: messenger RNA, 4235 nt
Organism: Equus quagga
Lineage: Eukaryota; Metazoa; Chordata; Mammalia; Perissodactyla; Equidae
Gene: C5H2orf68
Product: chromosome 5 C2orf68 homolog
Exons: 4
Coding region: 117-617 (166 amino acids)
Source: RefSeq, a predicted model, not a curated record
GACUUCAGGACGCGGGGCCGGAAGUCGGGAGAGGGGCCGCCCGGGCCUCUUCCGGAGGGACGGCGGCCGUUGAGGCCGUUGUGGAGGCGGCGGCGGCUCUGCGCGCUGGGUCCCAAAUGGAAGCGGCGCCGGAUCCCAGGCCGGGGCUCUGCUGCAAGCCUGGCGGGCGGCUGGACAUGAGUCACGGCUUCGUGCACCAUAUCCGAAGGAACCAGCUCGCCCGGGACGACUACGACAAGAAGGUGAAGCAGGCGGCCAAGGAGAAGGCGAGGAGGCGGCACACGCCCGCGCCGACGCGGCCCCGCAAGCCCGACCUGCAGGUGUACCUGCCGCGACGCCGAGAUGUUUCUACCCACCCAAGCAACCCAGACUGUGAGGAGUCCGGUGAAAGCAGCAGUAGUGGUGGCUCCGAGCCAGAACCUUCUGGCCAUCAGCUCUUCUGCUUAGAAUAUGAGGCAGACAGCGGAGAGGUCACCUCAGUUAUCGUGUAUCAGGACGAUGAUCCAGAAAGGGUGAGUGAGGAGGUGUCAACACACACGCCUCUGGAUCCACCCAUGCGAGAGGCCCUCAAGUUGCGCAUCCAGGAAGAGAUUGCAAAGCGCCAGAGCCGACACUGACCAGGCUGAAGGCAUUCUCUCCAGGCUGGAUUCACUGCCCAGGGAGCUCACCCCUAGUUUGGGGGUGCCAGGACCAGUCUGAGCUGAUCUUGAGACCCCCACAGAGCUGCCACAUCCAGAGGAAAAGGGUGUUGCAGGGACUGUGCGUGGCCACCUCCCUCGCGGCUAUUCUUGUACGUUGGCCCAUUUGACCAGCCUAAUAUUCUGGAAUUUUUUGAGAAUUUUAUCUGGCUAGCUUGGUGUUCUGGAAGCAGGGGUUCCAGGGAGAGCUGAGUUUUAUGAAGCAUUGUGCCAACAUGGUGCUUUUUCACUGAGGUCAUAUGCUGUAGGACACCUGGCCACUGCUGUUCCACCCAGCUCCAUGAGCCAUGUUUGUUUUAUGAUUUCUUUCUAUGUGCUUCUGCUCACUUCUGUGUUUCCCUAGAUCUUUUUUCAACUCUGUUUCUUUGUUCUUUCCUUUCCCUUCUUCCCCACUUCCCAACGUGACUGUGUACCUACAGCUACUCAGGACUUUUAGAGGUGGGGAGUUCUGGGAAUCUGCCUUUCUGACAAGCUCUCCCAGUAAUUCCGGUACCAAUAAAAUGGGAGAUCUUCAGUUUUGAGCCCUGCUUGCAAGCAUGUUUCCCUCCCCUUCCAUGGCUUUUGCAAGUUUUUCUCAUGCUGAACCACUUUGCACUGUCUAAAUAAGGAGACCUAGGAAGAUGAUGCCAGAUUUCUUGCAGCAAAACUUGCCUUGGUUAGGGCUAUAAUUCCAGCUUUCGAGCUCCUCUCUAGUGGUGAACAGACCAUCCUCUGCUCAGACUAAAGGGAAUUAGCAAAACAAGCUUGAAAUUAACUCUCCAAAUGUGAUUUCACAGUCUUGAAUGUAUGUACAAGGGAGUUCAACAUUAGCAAUAAUUGCCUGUUUGGAGCCUAGUUGCCAAAACGAAAAGACCCAAACAAUGCCCCAGAGAGAGUGAAAUGAGCUGCUCUCAUUUGCCAGUCUCAUGCCCCAUGCUUCCUCCUUCCCUAUCUCUCAAGAGUGUACAAACUGAGAUCCUUAGAGUAAAGAUCCCCAGGAAUAUCACUGCUUUCACCUAAUUGGACAUUUUUCCUAAAGCAGGGUUAGGCUAAGGUCUGAGAAGUCCACACGACAUCCUGCACACUAAAGUUCCAGGCCACUUCAGUUUUCCAGCAAAUCGGCCCAACUUCGUUGACUUGAAGUAUAGGACUUCAGUGAGCCUGUCAGCACUGAGACUUGUUGAAACCAAAGUCCCCCUGCCCUGGGGGUUUCUCAACAUCAGGGUCUCAAGAUCAUUCUGGUUGUUCCAUCUCAGCAGCUUUUCUCUUAAAGGACAGCUGAGGACACUGUUGGUUUGUGCCUUACACCCCUGAAAACCUACCACCUCAGAUAUGAGGCAAGGCAGCUACUUAAACUACACCCUUAAACUGCAACAAGCCACAGCUUGCAGUGCCAGUAGAAUGCUGGAAGGUAAGUGAGGUGGGUAAGUUGAAGGGCCUGGUUGUGAAGGCAUCCAGGACCAGACUGCUGCUGACCCACAGAGCUGACCCAAGGUUAAUGCCUUCGACUUGCCAGUCCUGGACUCAGUUCUUCUUUCAAAGGAGAAAGUCUGCACUCUACUUACUCAGCUGGGCUAGAAGUGCCUUUUGACUUAUAAUGUUAACUACGCUCCAGAGCCUUCUGGGUCAAGGAGGCUAUGCAUACUUCAUCCCCAAUCUUCCUACAGCUCAGAGGAACAGUCAUUUUAGUCGUCCAGCUCUUCAACUGAUUUGACUUGGACAUAGGAUUUCACUGGAACUCUUAGGCUUCCUAGACCAGAAGUUCUUUUUGGGUCCAUCUUCUCACAGCUGGAUGGCCUGUUUCCUGGAUUAAUUAUAGAAUUUAGAGAGAAGACCAGAGGAGAAGGUUGGGAGCAUGGCACCUCAAAUUUUAGCCUCCAUUCCUGUUUUGUGAGAAGGCAAGUGUGUGCCUGUUGUGUCCUUUUAUGUGUUUAUCAUGUAAUCCCCACUCUCAGAUAAGAGACUGAUAGGAACUCCUUGCUUGUAAAGUUUUUUUCUCGAGAUGCUUUCUUUAUUAAGUGCAUAUAAAAUAUUUUUCUCCCAAGAAAGCAAUCUAAUUCUUAGCUAAUUUAGGCAGUAUGAUUAUAAUAAAGCACUAAGCCUGGUACUUAAAUGAGAGGUUGUCCUUUAGACUAGGAGGCCUGCUGAUGGUGACAACUGCCAUUGCUCCAGGCAUGCCUGAUAUGCUUCUCUGGUGAUGACCGUCAGCCACUUGACACCCUUUUAACUCAGGCUCAUUGCUUAUUGCUAUUCCUCAUCUGGGGUCCAAGAUGGUACUACCCAGUUUAUUCACCAGACUUGCCUCCAGACAUCUUCCAGCUGUUUUCAAAGAUUGGUGCUUUGCCAUCAAGGAGCAUGGCAUUUCCCACAGGCUCUAGAGCUGUCCCACAGAGGACUCUUCCCUGCUGUUUGAUGUAGUGGCAGCAGAAGUGGACCAGCUGGAGCAUUCCAGCAGGCUGCUUCAGAAUCAACACUCAUUUGACUAGAUACAUUCUUGGCUGUCUAAAAAAGUCUGGUAGCCUGAUAGACGUAUCUCAUACCCAUCCAAAAGGAAGUGGUCUUCACUUACUGAGGGUAAGCCGUGGAUUUUAAGGCGCCGUGUUGCCUGGGCCACAACUGGUGGUGUUACAAACAGAAGGAAGCUAGGGUUUGCAGAGGCUUUGGGCUGUGCAAGAGUAAACACUAAAGCUUGAGUUCCAGCCCGCUGGCAAGCAUGGAAGUGUCUGAAGAACGUAAUGCAAGAAGGGAAAGAAGAAUGUAAAGUUUUUUGUACUGAGUGAGAGUGGGAGCCUGUGGAGUCUGGCCAGCCAGUAGGACCGACGUGGGCAACAACCAGUGCUUCUCCCUGUGGAAGAGCCUCUGAAGGGGACAUUCUGUCUCCAUGGUCCACUCUGAAGGCACUGCCAACUAGAGAUUAGCCCAUGGAGCUGGAAGAAACCCUUUGGGGUAGUGAGUAUCCAACCUUCUGUGCGUUUGGCAGGAUCCGGGAAUGGUAGAGUAGUGGAUUCUCAACUGGUUCACAAGUAUAAAUAAGGCCUUUGCAUAUAGAAAGAGGAAUAAGGACAGAUUACUUUCCUACCGCUGAGUCUUUUGGGAGAAUCACCAUGGGAUGUUGACAGUUACUUUAAACAUUUUAAGCUCCCUCAUUGAAUUCCUGUCCUGUCCCUGAGGAAUCUGAUGGCCUAGAAGCCAUAGGCACCCACCCCAAAUUUCCUUAGUAGUUGGAGUGAUGCUAGAAAUGAAAACUUUCCGAGUGAAUGGCUCCUCUGCCUUCUCAGAGCCACCAGGAUGAGAGACUGGUUGCACUGGUUAUGUUGUGAUAUUAAAUGUAUAAAAAGCCAUACAUUCUGUUUUCUCAUUUCCAGCAUUUUUGCUGUGUGGAUGAAUAAAGUGAAGUGUACAAAUUAUUUGAAAAUCCUGGAAGGAAAUUACUUUUCAAAAAUAGUAUUCUUUUUAACCAAUAAACUUAACUAUUUUUACAGCACAGUUUUUGCCAGGAGUGAUGAAAUCACUUGUGUACAUAUGAGAAGUGACGAUUAAAUGCCUGCCUUAAAAUCA